CAUCCAUCAACCAUAAACGACGAUAGAUCUUUGAAGAUGGCCAGCAUCUCGACGACGGCAAAAGAGACGUCCAAGACGAUCCAGAUGCUCGAGCGCAUCGGCUCGCACUCGCACGUCAAAGGCCUUGGCCUUGACGAGUCGCUCAAUCCCCGACACACAUCGCAGGGCAUGGUGGGACAGACCUCAGCACGAAAGGCUGCAGGUGUCAUCGUCAAGAUGGUUCAGGAGGGCAAGAUUGCAGGAAGGGCUAUUCUCAUCGCUGGUCCACCCAGCACGGGCAAGACGGCCAUCGCCAUGGGCAUGGCCCAAGCCCUGGGGCCGGACGUGCCCUUUACGAUGCUCUCUUCCUCGGAGGUCUUCAGUCUUGAGAUGUCAAAGACAGAGGCCUUGACUCAGGCUUUCCGUCGGAGUAUCGGUGUCCGCAUCAAAGAGGAAAAGGAGGUCGUCGAGGGAGAGGUCGUCGAGGUACAAAUUGACCGAAGCCUCACAGGGGCCACCAAGACCGGGAAAUUGACUGUCAAGACAACGGACAUGGAGACCAUCUAUGACCUGGGAAACAAGAUGAUCGACAGUCUCUCUCGCGAAAAAAUCUCAGCGGGCGAUGUUGUGAGCAUCGACAAAUCUUCGGGCCGAAUCUCGAAAUUGGGAAGGAGCUUCACCCGCGCAAGGGACUACGACGCCAUGGGCAGCGAUACGCGUUUUGUCCAGUGCCCAGAGGGAGAGCUUCAGCGCCGGAAAGAGGUUACGCACAUGGUCUCUCUCCACGAGAUCGACGUCAUCAAUAGCCGGACGCAAGGCUUCUUGGCUCUUUUCGCCGGUGACACUGGUGAGAUCAAGCCCGAGCUUCGUGACCAGAUUAACGCCAAAGUCGGCGAAUGGCGCGAGGAGGGCAAGGCCGAUAUUGUACCUGGCGUGCUCUUCAUCGACGAGGUCCAUAUGCUCGAUGUUGAGUGCUUUAGCUUCAUCAAUCGGGCUCUUGAGACGGAGCUGGCGCCGCUCGUCAUCAUGGCGAGCAACCGAGGAAUGACGCGGAUCCGCGGCACCCGCUACAAGAGCCCCCACGGCAUGCCAAUCGACCUGCUGGACCGCGUCCUGAUCGUUCAGACGAAACCGUAUGAGCUUACAGACAUCCGCGCCAUUCUUCAACUCCGAGCGCAGGAAGAGGACGUGACGAUUGACGAGGCGGCCCUCGAGGUGCUGACACGUAUCGGUGGGGAGACGUCGCUGAGAUACGCGCUGCAGCUCAUUACGACAUCGAGCUUGGCUGCAAGGAGGAGAAAGGCCGACUCGAUCGAUGUGCAGGAUGUCCGUCGGUGCUAUGGCCUUUUUGUCGAUGAAAAGAGAAGCACACAAUUUCUGGCUCAGUACGGGAAGGAGUAUCUCCAGGAGGAAGACUACGUCGAUGGAAUUCCUGCCAACGGCUCGGCUGACGUGUCGGCGACGACGGCGGCUGGUGCAGGAACCGCUCCAAUGGAAUUGACAAUGUCCUGAACCUACUCCCCCCUUUUGUACAAUAUCAUUCUACCAAUUGAAAAGAAACUGUGUCUGGAUACUGAUGAAAG
Messenger RNA from Acaromyces ingoldii, 1562 nucleotides. Its product is annotated as putative RVB2-RUVB-like protein. Gene Ontology annotation, molecular function: ATP binding; DNA helicase activity; ATP hydrolysis activity. The record is from RefSeq and is a predicted model, not a curated record. NCBI's taxonomy places the organism in Eukaryota, Fungi, Basidiomycota, Exobasidiomycetes, Exobasidiales, Cryptobasidiaceae. Gene Ontology annotation, cellular component: NuA4 histone acetyltransferase complex; Ino80 complex; R2TP complex. The transcript is spliced from 2 exons. The coding region runs from base 37 to 1491 and encodes 484 amino acids. Gene Ontology annotation, biological process: chromatin remodeling; regulation of transcription by RNA polymerase II; box C/D snoRNP assembly.